Messenger RNA from Odontomachus brunneus, 2375 nucleotides. RefSeq lists its product as uncharacterized. Lineage: Eukaryota; Metazoa; Arthropoda; Insecta; Hymenoptera; Formicidae. The coding region runs from base 260 to 2137 and encodes 625 amino acids. Gene Ontology annotation, molecular function: interleukin-17 receptor activity. The record is from RefSeq and is a predicted model, not a curated record. The transcript has 8 exons.
GUCAGCAGUGUGCUUCGAGUUGCUUCGACAAGAGUGUCCGGAGUGUUCCUCGGCUCCACGUUGUAUUGCGUUGUGUCUGCCGUGCGUGCAGUCGCGCGUCCUCCAAGUGACAUAUCGACGUUACGCGGAUUAUUUGAAGGACCACAGAGCGAAGUUGAUUCGGUGGUGGCCGGCCGUCAAGCCCGUCUACGAUGUCCAGGUCGACGACGUGCGCCGUCUGCCGAAUGUCACAUUCCGCGAAAUAAAGGGUAACCUAAAAAUGCGCGAGGAGAAGAUCCACCGCGUCCUCGCGUUCGUUCUGUGCCUCCUGGGCGAACGCACCGCGUUGGAAUUGCCUUGUUAUCCGGACUACUGUAAGAACGUGGCGAAUGAAACUGAGCUAUAUACAUUGGACCACCAGUGUCUAUUGACUUCAGUGCAAAAGAAUGAAGAUUGCGCGAAUUUCAAGUUCGAGGACGCCGGCGAGACGUCGUCCGAGCGCGGCGACACCGCGAUUUUCACGCUGUCCGUGUACAUCAAAGACUUCGGGAAUUCCGAAAGAGCGACCGCCUUCAAUUUAUCCGUCUCAGACAUCAACUUCCACAGGUUAUUUACGCGUUAUCAGUACAUCGUACCCAAACACAAUGCACAGUAUCCGAACGAAGGAGUGAGCGCGUGCCGAGUUGUGAGAGUGCCCGAUAACUCCAGGCACCCCGCGCCCAAACAUCUGUACGUGUCGUGCCCGUUCUCCGAAGAUAUAUACGAGGGCUUACCGUAUCGCCUGGAGUACGCUGUGGUCGGCAAAAAUUUCGCGUACAACAAGAAAUACGUCUUCUACGUGCCGCAGCAUACACAUAUCGCGGACGGUGUCGCGCUCGACGAAUACACGCCUUUCUUCUACGUGGACGUGUCGGAGUCGGCGAGUCUGGCGCUGUACGUGCAGCCGCUCCCGGCGAGUUACAACAUCACCAGGUACCGAGCGUGCCUGAUCCACAACGAGACCGAGUCGACGAGCUGCACGACCCUACCUGCGAACGAGAACGGGGGACACAUACGGCACAACUUCAGCGCGCCCGACGGCUUGUACUACGUCAAGGUGGCGGCCUUGCACCCCGACUGCGGUGAAUACGGCUGCGUGAACAGCACGUCCCCGUUCAUACAAAUAAAAUAUGCGUCCGACCGACUGCUAAUCAUGAUAAUCAGCAUGAUAUGGAUACCGCCUGUGCUUCUGUACGCGCUCUACCACGCGUUCAAGCUCCAUCGCAAGCGAGUCCUAAGGGGCAUAUCGAGAAGGCCGAAUUGCCUGUUGAUUUAUUCGCCGACGCAUGUGGCGCACGUGCAGGUGAUGGAGGAGCUCACCAAGUACUUGCAAUGCUGCAACAUCAACGCUAUGAUCGACAUACUUAACAUCCGCGAUAUCGCCAGUCAAGAUCCGGGGAUCUGGUGCAACAUGGCGUUUCGAGCCGCGGACGUCGUUCUAGUCGCGACCUCGCCGCCAUCCACGCCGUCCUCCUACCCGAACGUGUACCGCAAUGUGGACAAGCACCUGCUGCGGUUGCUGAAGGAGAACUACCCGCAGCGGAACAAGCGCUACUACGCGCUACACUUGCCGUACUGCGACACGGAAGAUAUCCCGGAGGAGGCGCGUCUCUUCAAGAUGUUCCGGGUGCCGCGCGACCUGCGGAAGCUCGUGAAGACGAUCCACGGUAUCGGUUACUUGCGGUUAUGUUCGCCCCGCGACAACACUGGCAUACCGGAGAUACUCUACAGCAUCCAGCUGGCGGCGGACAUGCUGGUGAAGGAGCAGAGCGCCACCGUGGCCAAGAAGAAGACGGAGGAGACUGGUAAGCGUUCCCGCGGCGUCGCGCUCGACGCCGAGAUCGGUGGAUUUCGUUCGAUCGGUUAUUCCGAAUUACCCGCAGACGACCUGUUGCCGUCGAUCGUCGUGCGAGAGACCGUGAAUCGCUGCGAGCCCGACCGGGUCGUGUCUGCGAGCGAAUCCGACUCUGUGGACGUCGACGACGUCAUACCUCAGUCUUUCGCGACGGACAUCAACGAAUUGAACCUGCUCGGCGAGAGCGACGACAAGGAGACCGUGAGGAGCGUCUACCCGGCGAAGGACGAUUGUGAGUUCCGCAUCGAUAGGUUGAACUUGUAAUUUUUUCUUCAUAUGUAUAAGCGUAGCUCGUAAGAUUCGUUUACCGCGAUCGACUGUGUAGAUUUAAGUGAAGACCGACUUUCCCUAACUUUCUCUAUUAAUUCGUGUCGCAUGGAGAUUUUUAUAUCGUACCCGCUCCGUGUCUCAGUAUCAUGUCUUAAUUACACGACAAUUCGAUAGAUAAAGUUUGUGGACAAAUUCUUGAGAAAAAGAAUAAAUCUUGCUAAAGAAAGAAAAA